Messenger RNA from Pseudovirgaria hyperparasitica, 1738 nucleotides. RefSeq lists its product as uncharacterized. Gene Ontology annotation, biological process: protein quality control for misfolded or incompletely synthesized proteins. Bases 159 to 1598 code for a protein of 479 amino acids. The transcript is spliced from 4 exons. Gene Ontology annotation, cellular component: cytoplasm; mitochondrion. Gene Ontology annotation, molecular function: ATP hydrolysis activity; ATP binding. The record is from RefSeq and is a predicted model, not a curated record. Lineage: Eukaryota; Fungi; Ascomycota; Dothideomycetes; Acrospermales; Acrospermaceae.
AAACGGCACACGUCUUUUCCUUCGUUCUUCCACAUACACCAGCUCAACAGUCUUCCGCGCCUCCUCAAACAUUCCCUCCCGCAUACAACCAGCCGUCGCUGUCCCAUGAAGUCGUUAUAACAUCCAUCAGGACCCUUACAGAGGACAUGCGCUCGGCUAUGGGCCGCCCUGUGCCUGUGGCACGCCAGGGUCUCGCACUGCUGCUGCUGUCAGGGUCUGCCACGCGCCAAACGCUCGGAAAAAGGGUCUGCUGCAGACUGUGUAGACGGUCGCUGUGCGAGUAUAGCAGGGCGCGAGAGCCGGCGAGAGCUUGGAGAAGGGCUGCGACGAGCAAUUACUGCGCGGCGCCCUGGGGAGUCGGCCGAGAAAGGGGUUUUGCUACUGUGUCUGGUGAUGCUUCGAGCCAUGGUCCCAUUGCGGAGUAUGAUGCGCGUGUUGCGAGUGGGCGGUUGCGCGACGACGAGCAUCAGAGGUCCAUAAUACAGAACCUCGAGAACCUGCACCGUGUGCUGGCGAGCUAUACGCCGCCGAAGGUCGUCCAUCCCUCCAUCGAAGCGCUCACGCCCCCGAAGCCAGGCUUGUUUGGCUCUCUGUUUGGCGCGCCGAAGAAGAGUCAGAAGACGGGCCCGCCCAUCCCAUCGGACAUGCCAAAGGGCCUAUACAUGUACGGCGAUGUGGGCAGCGGCAAGACGAUGCUCAUGGAUCUCUUCUACGAGACGCUCCCGCCGAACAUCAAGGCCAAGAACCGCAUCCACUUCCACAACUUCAUGCAGGACGUCCACAAGCAGCUCCACAAGAUGAAGAUGCAGCACGGCAACGACUUUGACGCCAUCCCCUUUGUCGCCGCCAGCUUUGCCGAGCGCGCGACGGUGCUCUGCUUCGACGAGUUCCAAUGCACAGACGUCGCCGACGCCAUGAUCCUCCGCCGCUUAAUCGAAUCCCUCAUGGCCCACGGCGUCGUCCUCGUCACAACCUCCAACCGCCACCCCGACGACCUCUACAAAAACGGCAUCCAACGCACCUCCUUCAUCCCCUGCAUCACCCUCCUCAAGUCCCGCCUCGCCGUCAUAACCCUCGACUCGCCCACCGACUACCGCAAAAUCCCGCGUCCGCCCAGCGGCGUCUACCACCACCCCCUCCUCGACCCUGCCGCCACCGCCCACGCCGAGAAAUGGUUCCGCUACCUCGGCGACUUUGAACACGACCCGCCGCACCCGGCCUGCCAUGUGGUCUGGGGCCGCGAGAUCCUGGUGCCGCGCGCGAGUGGCCGGGCGUGCUGGUUUACGUUUGAGGAGAUUAUCGGGCGGGCGACGGGCGCGGCGGAUUAUUUGGAGUUGGUGAGGUGUUAUGAGGGGUUUGUGGUGACGGGGGUGCCGGGCAUGGAUUAUCGGAGUAGGGAUUUGGCGAGGCGGUUUAUUACGUUUGUUGAUGCGGUUUAUGAGAGUCGGGUAUGUUUUGGCUUUUCUGGCUUGUUUGUCCUGUUUUCCUUUUUUUGUAUUCCCCGCCCGAAGCGUCGAGCAUUGAGCAUCAAGCGUAGCAUGGUGGAUUGCUGGUCUGGUGGUGUGUUGUGUGUUGUGUCAUAUCGACAUGGAUGCUGACCCGCAAACAAAAACAGGCCAAACUCGUCCUCACGUCCGCCGUCCCGCUCUCGCACCUCUUUGUCUCCCCCGCCGAACUCGACCAAUCUGCCUCUGAAUCCAGCACUACCUCCUCCUCCUCCUCAUCCUCGGCCGAAUCA